AUGGGAGGGGCGGACGCGCGCGUGGACGCCGCGCGCGAGGGGUUCGCGGCGGCGACCGUCGCGCGCCUGGCGUGGAGCGGGUGGGUCCGGGUGACGGCGCGACGCCGCGCGAUCGACGCGCGCGCGAUCGAGUUGUACGACGAUCGAACGAAGCGACUCACGGCUCGGGCGCUCGUGGCGUGGAGUCGGGCGACGAAGUUUCAGAAUAAGCGGCGAGAGAUGUUGGGCGAACGGUGCGCGGAGAAAUUGAAAAGCGCCGCGAUGGGUCGGACGCUGUGGGCGUGGAAGACGACGGUGCGCGAGCAGAGAAACGCGAGGAGGGAUGUGAUUCGGAAUUAUUUGCUCUGGAGGGCGAAGCGGUUUCUGAGGGCGUGGCGCGACGUCGCGAUGGAGGGCGCGAAGGACAGACCGAAGAAGCCGAGGGUGGAAAAAUCGGCGAGCGAACAGUCGACGGCGACGGCGACGGCGCUAUCGCCGACGCCCACUCGAGCGCCGCGGCAGCGCAUCUCCGUCACGGACAUGAAGCAAAGGCUUUGGACCAAGGCGGACGCGUCGACGAAACCCAUGCCCACGGUUCCUCAGGAAUUCAUCGAGGAGAUUCAGGAAAUCGAAGCCAAGCGACUAGCGGCCCAAGCGGCGGAAGAAUCCGUCGAGGCGGAACGCGUCGACACGGUUGCGACUCACGAAGAAUCUAGUGAAGAGCCAGCGUCGACAUCGACGACAACGACGACGAAACAACACGUAAAGAUUCAGCGGCGAAAAGUCACCGUUCGCCGCGCGGAGGAUGGUUCAACGCCCGAGGAGGUGCCCGUGCCAGUCAUCAAAAAGAAAACCGUCACGAAGAAGGCUUUACGAGACGUGGCGACGAUGACGACGACAGAGAAAGAAAUCACGACGAGUGCUGCGUCAGCCGAUAACGUCUCGUCGACGUCAAACUCUUCGUCACACUCUUCUUUCUUUUCGAUUCUCAUUCUCGUCGUCGCCGCGCUCGCCGUAGUCGGCGCCGUCGCUCUCGCCAGCGUUGUCACCGGUUUCUCCGUCAUGUCACCGAUGGAAGGUAGCGUGGCGACGCAAAUGGUUCGCAAGCACUUGUCCGAGGCACAGAAAAAUGUCACGCUACUCGCGCGUGCGUCGGCGAUGCAGCGACGAGAGUUGGAGGCGUGUCGAACAUUCGGCGGCGGCGUUCCAGACGCAAGUCAAAACGCCGCCAUUGCCUCAGCGCAGGCCAAGGUUUCUGAUUCCAUGCACAAGGUGGCUGACCUCGAAGCUCAGUUAUCGCAAUAUCAAGCUGACGUUGCCGCCGCCCGGAGCGCGCAAAAACUAGCCGAGGACCGCUUCAAAAGGCUCGGAGAGGGCGCCAUGAAGACGGCAAUUUUGCAAGAGUCUCUACAAAAGGCACAGACGCGCGCUGCGUAUUGCGAGAGUACAUCAGCCCGAGCGUUGAAGAUUCAGGCCAUGAAGGACGCGGCGGAGUCAAGGGCCGAAACUGCUGAGCGCGAGUUGACGUCCAAGACGGAUGAGCUCACAAAGACGCAGGCGCAACUCACCUCGGCGCAGCGCGCGCUGACGAAAACCGUCGAGGUCGCCAAUGAAUGCAGAAGAUCGGUGGGUAAGGCGCCGUACGAGCCGACGUAUUACACUACACGCUCGUUCAUCCGUCUCAUCGUGGACGUCUUCCCUGCUCUGGCGUGGUUCUUCUCCAAGACCGCGAUGGUGUUUUACUUCGUGUGCGGGUACGCUUACUACCUGCGCGUCAUGGUUCGCGAAUUAGUCGGCGAGCGCGACACGCUCGUGAGCGAGCUCGCAAAGCUUCGCGUAGGGGGCGUGGACGUUGUUGAGACGGCUAGGUUGCAUCAUCUAGAUCGGACCGAGAAACUCGGCGAUGAAGACUCAACGUUGAUCAUCGAUGACGAGGGCGCGAACGCGGCGUCUCUAAACAUCGAUAGGAAACGCUCUCGAAGCGUCGACGAUGUCGUCGAGCAGGUAGAGACAACGCAGAAGAAGACGGCGACGAUGCUCGACGUCGUGACGGAGUCGAAACUGGAGGUUGACGAAGUGAAGAAGUCUGGCGCGGCAACACCGGGAAGCGAUUCGGGUGAGCGCCGAGACCGCGCGCACAAUCUCAUGGAAAACUGGGUGGCGAAAUCGCAGGAUGACGAGAUUAGCGACGAACUUGCUCGCAUUCGUAGACUCGUCGAAGUCGAGAACGAGAGAGAAAGACAAGAGGAAGAAGAGCGAUUAGAACAACUCAAGCGCCGAAUCAGAGCACAAGACAACUCGUAA
Messenger RNA from Ostreococcus tauri, 2283 nucleotides. RefSeq names its product unnamed product. Bases 1 to 2283 code for a protein of 760 amino acids. The record is from RefSeq and is a predicted model, not a curated record. NCBI's taxonomy places the organism in Eukaryota, Viridiplantae, Chlorophyta, Mamiellophyceae, Mamiellales, Bathycoccaceae. The transcript has a single exon.